Messenger RNA from Myripristis murdjan (pinecone soldierfish), 7936 nucleotides. RefSeq lists its product as uncharacterized. The transcript has 6 exons. Bases 1 to 7116 code for a protein of 2371 amino acids. The record is from RefSeq and is a predicted model, not a curated record. Gene Ontology annotation, molecular function: DNA helicase activity; ATP hydrolysis activity. Gene Ontology annotation, biological process: telomere maintenance; DNA repair. Lineage: Eukaryota; Metazoa; Chordata; Actinopteri; Holocentriformes; Holocentridae.
AUGUGGCUCAGGUCCCAGGCUGCUCCACUACAUCUGGCUCCCCUCGGCAUCCUGAUUCCUCAUCUGCCAACUGUGCUGGCAACACCUUCACCUGCCCGUGUCACCGUGCCUGCCUCCGGGUCCAGACCAGCAGUGCAGCAGGUGGAGGCGACAGCCCAGGAGUCUGCCAGCGCGGUGCCGGGGAUGGUUGUUGGUCGGGAGGAGGUCGCCGCAGCGUGCCCUGCCGUCCUGGAGGAGCGACAGAAGAUCAGCAAAGCUAAGGCUGUUUUUGUUCCUUCUGUUUGUGUUCGUGAUGUUCAGUUUGAGUCUAACGCUAAUGCUGUGUUGGAAUUAGACGGACACAUGUUUAGGUUCAGUUUUGGUGACACGGUGUUAGGCGAAGUAGGCGUGACCGAAGGUGAAUACAUCGAUUUCGGUGUGUUCAUCAGCUUGCGUAAUGGACUGGAGAGAAUCUUCAGUCAAUACACCACAUGUCUUUUGACAGUGUGUGGAAACACCACUGCCAUCGUGCGUGAGGGUGGACGGUUUGCUGUGGUCGACAGUCACUCACGCAGUCACACUGGCUUGUUACACCACAAUGGUACAAGCGUGGUUCUGCAUUUUGCGUGUCUCAACGACCUGCACCACUACAUCUGUCGUUUGGCUGACAUUCUCCGUUCAAGGGAGAAGCUCUUUGAGCUGUGUGGUGUUACGGUCAGCACGGGUGCAAGUCCAGCGCGGUCUGGUGUGUCUGUGGAGAGUCUCAUCACUGGGAUGAGCGCUGCUCCAGCAUCAGAGUCUAGUUUGCUCACUGAGGCUGGGAGAAAAACUGAGGUGUCUGCAGGCAGUUUUGCACCCGAGUGUGGUCUCGGCGUAGCCGCAAGUCCGGCACUGUCUGGCAUUUCUGUGUUGACUUUCUCCAGCAAGGUGAGCAGCAGUUCAGUGGCAGAACCAACGGUGACCGAUGGCAGAAAGCGUGUCAUUUCUUCCGACACUUGUAUGUCGAAGAAAUUCAAGAGCUUCGAUGCUAGUGAGGUCAAUUUUGACGUAGAGUUUGUUAGCGAGGUUGGUAGUCCGGUAUCCACAGAGGUGGGGUUGUUAGGUGUUCCAUGUAGCAAAGAUAGGAUUGUGGCUGAUGGUAACUGCUUUUUCAGAGCCAUCUCUCAGGCUGUGAGUGGUUCACAGAAGCACCAUCGCAGGAUUAGGCUAGCUGUGUGUAAAGAGUUGCAGAGAAACACAGACAGAUAUCAGAGUCUUUUGAGGAGUGAGUACUCCUCUGUGUUAGAGUACAUUCAGCAGUCCAGGAUGACACGUGUCGGCAGUUGGGCCACAGAGGUGGAGAUUCAGGCGACAGCGGAUUGGGAGAAGGCUAAGUUGUUGAGUGUAGAAAAGUAUUGUAAGAAUUUGCCCCACAGAGAGAGGAUUAAACAGAUGAGUAUUCGUAAAUAUAGAGAAAGCAUUGAGCAUAGGGAGACAGUUAAGGACAAGAGCGUGGGCAAAUAUAGGGACAGCAUUGAGCAUAGGGAGAGAGUGAAGGGCAUGAGUUUGGUCAAAUAUAGGGACAGUAUUGAGCACAGGGAGAGAGUAAAGGCCAGGAGUUUGGGCAAAUAUAGGGACAGUAUUGAGCACAGGGAGAAAGUUAUAGAGAGGAGUAAGAGUAAGUAUCAUGGUAGUGUAGAGCAUAAGCAGAAAGUUAUUUCUGGUGUUAGGUUAAGUAGGAAGCAGAAGGUGGAGAAGUCAGAAGAUUUUAGCUUUGUUAUGGAUCAGUUUUUGGCAAAGGUUAGAGAUGGACCAGAUUUUGUGUGCUGUGUUUGUCAUAGGUUGUUUUUUAGAUUUCAAGUGGUAAGUUGUGCAAGGGAAUUUUAUAGGCGAAGUUCAGCAACAGCUGCUAUUGCAGAUAAGUGUAUAGGCGAGCAUUAUUUGCAUAGCUGUAAUGAGGAGUGUGUUGUACCCUGUUCGUUGGUGUCGUCGCGCGGUCAACUGUGGAUUUGUUACACGUGUGAUCAUAAGCUUAGCACAGGUGAGAUGCCGGCUGAAUGCUGGGUUAACAACUUGCAGCUGGAUCCCAUUCCAUCUGAACUGGGAUGUUUGAAUAGUUUAGAGCAGCAUUUGAUAGCGUUACAUAUUCCGUUUAUGAAAAUGUUGGCACUGCCUAAAGGCGGGCAGAAUGGAGUACAUGGACCAGUGACAUGUGUUCCAGCCAACAUUGUUCAGACGACAAAUGUGUUGCCACGUUCAAAUAUGGAAGGGUCUCUGCUUCAGGUUAAGCUGAAGCGGAAACUCACGUAUAAAGGCUAUUACGAGUACCAGUUUGUGGAUACGUUGCGUGUAAGACAGGCGCUAGAGUACUUAAAGAGGACAAAUGUUCAUUAUAGGGAUAUAGAGUUUAAUGAGGACUGGGUAAAUGAGUUUGUUAGGCAGGAAGAUAGGGAGAAGGAAGAGGCCGAGUCAGGCAGUGAGGGUGAGGCUGAGGUUAGGUCACAUCAGGACAGAGGUCAGGGUGAAACUGGUGAUGUACAGGAAUCAUCAGACAUAACACAGGAUGAACUGUUACAUGACAGACAACAGCACUGCAUGUUUCAGGACACUUGUCUUAUGCCUGUUGAUAUUGGUCAGGAAGCUUUAGAUCAGUAUUUUAAGGAUAUUUUGAACAUUGCGCCUGCAGAAGGGAAUAGUCCGGUAAGAAUGCUUUCUGACCACACAAAUGAGGCAAAGUGUUUCCCUGUGUUGUUCCCUGCGGGUGAUAAGACCUUCCGUGACAGUCGGUCUCAUCACUUGACGUUGUCGCGUUAUCUCAAUAACCGGAUUAUGCAUGCCGACGGUCGUUUUGCGCGGAACGUCGAGUACAUAUUUUUUGCACAGUACAUGUCGGAGUUGGACAGGGUUGUGUCCAGUGUUUCUGUGGCAUUGCGUAAGGGUAAAGAAGGUCAGAGGCCUCAACGCAUUACUGAGGACAUGUUAACUGAUGCGGACGCCUUGAAGCAGUUGUUGGCGUGUGAUGAUGGGUUUAGGUUUCUUAAACCCAUUAGAGGAACUCCGGCCUUUUGGCAGUCUGUUCAGAAGGACGUAAUGGCUUGCGUGCGUCAAUUGGGUAUUCCGACGUGGUUUUGUUCGUUUUCGUCUGCGGAUAUGCGCUGGCAGAAUCUUCUGACCAGCAUCCUGAAACAGGAAGGCAGAUCGCAGACGGUAGAGGAUUUGGAGUGGGCUGACAGGUGCGAGUUGCUGCGUCGUAAUCCGGUCACCGCGGCGAGGAUGUUUGACUACAGGUGGCAUUGUUUUCUGAAAGAGGUUCUCAUGUCUCCCUGUCAACCAAUCGGCAAAAUUGUGGAUUACUUUUAUAGGGUAGAAUAUCAACAAAGAGGCUCACCACAUGUACACUGUUUGUUUUGGAUCGAGGGUGCUCCCCAAAUUGAUAGAAAUACAGAUGAGGAAGUGAUAGAAUUUAUUGACCGGUACGUUACAUGUGAGCUACCCUCAGAUGAUGACACACUAUUGGACACGGUGUCAUCUGUUCAAACGCAUUCCAAACGACAUUCAAAGUCGUGUAGAAAACACAAAACGACAUGUCGUUUCAAUUUCCCAAAACCUGUUUCUGCGCGUACAUUCAUUUGUAGAAUGUUAGAAUGCAAGUGCGAUAGGAAGAAGACAGCGGAGACCGAACCUGGUUCAGAAAACAGGCCAGUCUGUAAGUGUUUUGAAGAUAGAGAUAAGAUGCCAGAAAACGUUGCGCAGGCUAUUCUAACAGCUGUUAAGCUGGCUGUGGACAGUGAUGUGCCUCCUGCUAGUGUAGAGGACUUGUUUUGUGCUUUAGGAAUAAAUCAGGAGAUCUUUGAGUUCGCUUAUAGGCGUUUAGAGAAGAGGCAUAAGGUUGUGUAUAGGAGAGGGGUGAACGAGGUUUGGGUUAAUCAGUAUAGUAAGCAGUUGUUGAAGUGCUGGAAUGCUAACAUGGACAUUAGCUUUGUCACCGACGCCUACGCAGUAGUAAUAUACAUACUAUCGUAUAUUACGAAAGCAGAGAGAGAAAUUGGCCUAUUAUUGACUAAUGCCCAAAAAGAAGCCAAAACACAAGGGAAUCUCUCUGCUAAAGAAGCCCUGCGGAAGCUGGGCAGUGUAUAUUUACACAACAGAGAUGUUUGUGCGCAGGAGGCGGUGUAUAGGCUAACGAACAUGCACCUGAAGGAGUGUUCCAGGAAGGUUGUGUUUGUGCCGACAGGGAGCAGGAUAGUUAGGAUGAGUUUGCCCCUUAGUGUUUUGAGGCAGAAGGCGGCCUCCCGUGAUCUUGGGGAGGAUGAGAUGUGGAUGACAGGCAUAGUGGAUAGGUAUAAGAAUAGGCCUAACAGCGAUGUGUUUGCAAACAUGUGUAUGGCCACCUUUGCAUCUGAGUAUCGUGUUCUCACCAAAAAUGAAAAGUCUAAGGACAGAAUUCAAUUGAACAAUGAUUUAGGAUUCAUUCUGAGGAGAACACGCACUCAGUUUGCAGUGGUGCGGUACAUGCGUUUCAGGUUGGAUAGACAGGAAGAGGCACAUUUUCAGAGCCUGCUGCAGCUGUUUCUUCCUUAUAGAACUGACUCAGACCUCAAACCUGAAGGCUUUGAGCUGUUUGAACAGUUCUAUAACGAUGGCCAGGUGACGUUUAGCGACGGGUCUGUGCAUUCGGUUUGCGAUGUCGUCGGCGAGAAUAGGGCCAGGUUUGAGGUCAAUUGUCCUCACCUUGAGUUAGCUCAGGAGAUAGCUGCGCAGAAUAACGGGGUAGAUGAAGAUGUUUGGGGUGAGCUGUGUCCUGAACAGGAAGCGGAACGCCUUGAAGGUUUAGAGGAGAAGAGGCAGCAGCGGGAAGGUGAGAUAGCUGAGGAACAAUUAGUUGAAGCGAUGGAGAAUGUUCCAGAUUUGAUUGUUGGUGGCAGACAGGUAGCGCAGGUAGAGAGAAACAGGUCCAUGUUGUCUAGAAGUGAGGGUUUGGCGCUCAUUAGGUCUCUGAAUGAGACACAGCUGGAUGUUUUUUAUAAGGUGAGACAGUGGUGUUUGCAGAAGGUGAUGGGUAAAAACCCAGAGCCUCUGCGUGUAUUUGUCACAGGUGGCGCAGGAACGGGGAAAAGUCAUUUGAUUAGGGCUAUUGAGUAUGAGGCAGGGAGGCUGCUGUCAACACUUUGUGAUCAACCAAACGAUAUCUGUGUUUUGCUAACUGCUCCUACUGGAAUAGCUGCAUACAAUUUGAAUGCAGCAACAAUUCAUCAUACAUUGAGUAUUGGCAAACAGGCUAGUUUACCUUACACCCCUCUGGGUGAAGAUAAACUAAACUCUUUGCGAGCUAAAUUGAGUCACCUCCAAAUUUUAAUUAUUGAUGAAAUCAGUAUGGUUGAUCACAACGUGUUGGCUUAUGUGCAUGGUAGAUUGAGGCAGGUGAAGCAGACAGGCGACUUUUCCCCGUUCGGUAAUGUUAGCGUGAUAGCUGUCGGGGACUUCUAUCAGUUGCCUCCCGUUAAAGGGAAGCCUCUGUAUAGUAGUCCUGUUGGUGUGGACCUGUGGUGCAAUUUCAGCAUCGUGGAGCUGAAAAAGAUAGUUAGGCAGAAGGAUAGUGUUUUUGCUGAGUUGCUUAAUAGAUUAAGAGUGCGUUCCAGGGCCACCCCAAUGUUAGAUAGCGAUGUUGAAAUGCUGAAGAUGCGCGAGACCGGCGAGGUGAGCUCAGCCUUGCAUAUCUUUGCGACAAAUAGGCAAGUAAGUGAGCACAACCUAAAUUAUCUGUUUGACUGUUGUCCUGAUUAUGUCACCGUUGAAGCGCAAGACUUUGUGAAUAACAGGACAACAGGGAAUUUGGAACGGAUGCCUGGGCAUCACGGCGUUGCGGCGGACACGUCUCUACCGGAGACUUUGUGUUUAGCGAGGAAUGCGCGAGUGAUGUUGUGUAAGAACGUGGAUGUUGCGGACGGCCUGGUCAAUGGAGCAUGUGGCACGGUUACUCAGUUAGUUUUUGGAGAGGAUUCCACGUUUCCUCUCACCGUGUAUGUCAGAUUUGAUGAUGUGAAUAUUGGUUCAGAUAGGAGGAAAAACCGUGCACAUGCAGCAGUAGAAUGCCUGCAGUCUACUGCCAUUGAUCCAGAGACUGAAAGAGCCACUAAACGCGGCGGUGUGCGUCGUCAGUUUCCUCUGAGGUUAGCGUGGGCUUGCACUGUUCACAAAGUGCAAGGACUCACUGUGGACGAGGCCGUAGUGUCUUUGAAGAGGGUGUUUGCACCGGGGCAGGCAUAUGUAGCGCUUAGUCGUGUUAGGGCCUUGUCUGGACUGAUCAUCAGGGAUUUUACAGAGAAGGUAAUUUACUGCAAGGACGCCAUAAAGGAGGCCUUGGAUAGCAUGCCUCCAUUUUUGAUUGAGCAGCCAAAGCCUUCAUUAAAUGCACACAGUUUCUCUGUGUAUUUAAUGAACGUUCAAAAUUUAAGUCGCCACUUGGUAGAUUUGGUGUCUUGCACGCAGCAUUUACAGCUUACCUGUAUUGCUGUGACAGAAACGUGGCUCACUGCACAGUCUUCAUUAGACAGUGUCCAAAUUGAAGGUUACACUUUCCACAGUCGUCCUCGAGGCUUGUGUUACAGCAGCAGUAACCCCAAAUUGUUAGAGCUAAAGGACCUAGAACAUGGUGGAGUUGGUUUGUAUAGUGUAGAUAAUUUGGACUGUAACAUUCUGCAGGUACCCGAUUUGAAUCUGGAGUGUUUGGUGUGCCUGUGCAACAAAUUUAACAUAUUGUUGGCAGUAAUAUAUCGUCCACCAUGUUAUCCAAAUUGUUUAUUCAAACAAAAUCUGGGGAGGUUACUUGAUUGGUUACAUCCAAUCAGUAACACAAUUGUAAUAAUGGGGGAUUUCAAUGAGAACAUUUUAAAAACAUCAUCAAUUUCCAAAUUUAUGGGUGAAAAAGGUUUUAGUCAGCAUGUGACACAAGAGACUACAGAGAAGGGGACACUCAUUGAUCAUGUUUAUGUUAAAACAACACGGUAUGAUGUGGAAUGUGCAGUCAUGCCCACGUAUUUUAGUGAUCAUGAAGGUGUUUUGUGUAGUUUUAGUGUUCAAGAUGAUCAGGGGUUAGCCGUUGACUUCGAGGAGGUAGAGGGCCUCUUCGAGUCAGACUUUGUUUUAGAUGAGGAUUAGGUUGUUGUGUUUGGCAAAGGAGGCAAACAGUGAAUUCACACGACCGGUGUAAAUUCAUUGUUUGAGUCAAACGGAGCUACAUUGCAGUGUCCCGGUGCAAAUGUUAGUGUUGUCGCGUUUGUGUGCUGGUGUAGUGCAGGUUUAUCUGUGGCAAGAGGAAACUGACUUAGUAGUAGUGUGGUGUCUUGUUCAUGGUGUAUACAUUGGCUACCACUAUGAAUGUUGUCUUUUUAUAAGUGUAGAGCCUGUCCCACUGUAAUUGUAUAGUUUGUUAUUUAUUGUACUUAUUUAUAGUAUUUAUAUUGUAUUUAUUGGGUUUUUAGAUUAUUUAUUGUAUUUAUUGGUAGUAUUUAUAUUGUAUUUAUUAUUGCGAUUUUAGAUAAUGUAUUUAUUAUAUGGAAUUGAUUAUCUUGAGAUUUUAGAGUAAGCAAAUCAUGUGCUUCAGGUGGAAUUAGAGAAGGUUUAGUUGUGGUGUGGUGUGUGUCACAGGUGUUAGGAAGUAUGGACGUGUUAGUCUCUGUUUGCCACGUGUUAGCUGUUGGUCUAUGUUCAAAGAUUAAAUGUAUAUCUAUCAAUGAUUAAAUGUGUAUCUGUUUAAAGUUUAAAUGUAUAUAGUUCUGCAUGUUUGAGUUCAUGUCACCUUCAUGUGUACUGUCUGUAUGCAAGACAUUCACUUCCAAUACUGAAGUGUUCUGUCUGGCGUGCAUGAACUCAGAGCAAAUCUGUUGUGGCACAACAAGGCACAGACUCCCCAUUCUGUACGCCUUAGCUGCCAAAACAGGACAGUUAAUUUAAAAAAAAAAAAAAAAAAAAAAAAAAA